Molecule: messenger RNA, 925 nt
Organism: Durusdinium trenchii
Lineage: Eukaryota; Dinophyceae; Suessiales; Symbiodiniaceae
Source: the annotation of a GenBank genome assembly
ACCCUUUUCUAAAUUUAUGACUAAAACGGCUUUGGAGGGAGGAAAUUCGACCGUAUCAGGUAAAGUAAAUAACUUGCAGGAUUCUACGGUGAAAAGGUUUUCACUUUAGAGCCGUCAAAAAGAACAUCUUUCGUCCCAGUGGCCCAGUGGUGUAGAGAAGUGCAAAGCCUCUUGAGCAUUUGUUCACUGCUAUGCAACUGAUUCUUGCUGAGGAUGGCUCCGUACUUGAUUUGCAACUUGGCCUGGUUGGCGCAAAGACUCCCUCAAAUUCGCAACAGUUUAGCUACAAAUCCUGCACAAAUGCCCUGUCACUACACACUUCACUGCUUCAGGGAGAGUUCGAAAGAAACCCCGGCUGCGGUUGAUGAUGGUCGCCACCUGCGGAGGCUGCAUUUGCUCAGCAUUUCUGCACUGCGUCCCAUGGGGGCAGCGCAACUGGGAGCAGCGUGCUUUGACCAUUGACUUUAUUGGCAUUUGCGCUGGUUUGACUGGCCACAUCUUCUCUUGGGAGUGGGACUUGCAGGGCUUCUACUCCAAGAUUCUUGCUGGUGCAGCGCUGCUGAAUUGUCUUCUCUACACUGUGGUUCUUCUUUGCAAGCUUUACCAAGAGCAGGAGAUGCUUGUGGCAUUGAGGGGCUUCUCUGGCAUGCAGCUAGGAUUGCAGCUCGCAAUGCUUGUGGCAGCGCAGCGGAGAAUGCGAACCAUGCCUCGAGUGCUGGCCUCAAUUGGGCCGCCCUUGGCGCUUGCCUAUUUUCGCCGCUUUGGCGCCUUUGAUGCCGAGGAAUCAGGGCCACUCCCUGUACUCGCUGGUGUGUGGAGCCCACAUGAGUGGUAUCAUCUCAUGGUGGCUUCGGUGCACGCCACACAGCUUUCUGAGUUGCACAAGAUUGAAGCUCCAGAGAAAGAAAAGAUCUGAAUUUCGAUU